Molecule: messenger RNA, 1931 nt
Organism: Cajanus cajan (pigeon pea)
Lineage: Eukaryota; Viridiplantae; Streptophyta; Magnoliopsida; Fabales; Fabaceae
Source: RefSeq, a predicted model, not a curated record
CUUAAAUUGUAAAAAAGAAUUGCCUAUGCAUCACUAUAUACUACUGAACUAAUGCGCCACCAGUUCAAGCAUUCCUUCCAAACUUGGGAUGUAACUAUACAUUCAAAAAUCAAAUGCUUUGUACUUUCCACAUCCUUGCCACAUCCCUUAGAUAUCCCUUCAUUGUUUCCAAUUACAUUGUGCUGUGUUAAAUUUUGAAGACAAGGUAUUCGGUCUACUGCAAGCUUCCAAGCAAAAUUUUUUAUCUGCUUUUCACUUGUCCUCCAUUUCUUGCAAUAACUCUUUUUCCCACUAAAAUAAGGCCCUUCUUCAUCUCCAAUUAUAGACCCAAAUCCCUUCCUGCCAUUCUCCUAGAUGCUAGAUCUGCCACCCUUACAUUCUUAUCUAUGCUAUGGUAUAUAACCAUUGAAAUUUCUCACGUAAUCUUCCAUCCUCCACUCAAGGGUCUUGCCAAAAUAUUGUGAGAGCAGCUGAAAUUGUGACUUAUGAAUACAAGGAUAAAGGAUACAUCUGUUGGUUUUUAGUACAUCUGUCUUUUUUAAUCUUGCACUAUCAUGAAUUUGAUCUCAAUUCAUUUGAAUUCGUAGUGAGCAAUGGAGCACAGCAUCAUAAGUCAAGUGUAGAUGCAACGUUUUUUGUUUUUGGUAUUAUCUGGAUGUUCAUGUGUAAUUAGCUUUGCUGUUUCCAUCAUUAUAAAGGAUAAAUAGUUGUAUCUUAUCAUGUCAACAUGUAUGAUAUCUUGUUUAUAGGCAGCAUUACAGAGGAAUUAAUUUUAGCCAUUAUUGGAGUCUGUUAAACUUGUUUACAAUGGUUUGCUUUAUGCAUGGAAAUUUAUUUGUAGUAAUCCAUUUCGUCCUUUGAGGAGCCUCCAUCCUGCGCCAAGAAUGAUAUAUAGUCUGGAUUGGCUGUCAAAGCCAAGUUGCAUCAUUAUGUCCUUUGAGGAUGGAACAAUGAGAACCAUUAGCUUGGUGAAGGCUGCAAAUGAUCUCCCCGUCACUGGAGAAAUAUACAGUGGAAAAAAGCAAUUUGGGUUGCAUGGUUCUUCAUAUUCAUCUUUUGCCAUUUGGAGUGUUCAAGUGUCACGUAUAACAGGCAUGGUUGCUUAUUGUGGUACAGAUGGUGCUGUCUUUCGUUUUCAGCUUACUACUAAAGAAGUGGAGACAGAUCAUGUGCGCAGUCGAUCCCCACGCUUCCUUUGUGGGUUGGUAACUGAGGAAGAUUCAACUAUCGUUAUCAACACUCCUGUGUCAAACACUCCUUUCCUAUGGAAAAAGCCACAAGACAAAGGUCGAUAUGCAGAAUCUUUCCGAGACCUAUUAUCCAAGACAAAUGCAAGCAAAAGUGCAAAUAAUCAAAUGGCAGAAACUCCAAAUUCUGACUCUCAGAUUUUAGCAAUUGGUGCUGGUGAGAAUGUGGGUUUGGAAGUUGUUUCUGGGGAAGCUUUAUCUUCUGUGAAGCAGCCCAAAAGGCCAAAACUGAAUAGUGGCAGCAAGAAAAAAACUGUAGAAAAACCAGAUCUGGUAUGCAAAGAUGAUGAUGAUGUGUCAACAAUGACUCCCGGGACUGAUGAUGAAAAGUCAGAUUUUGGGAAUAUACCUGAAGUCUUCCCUCCCAAAAUGGCAGCAUUGCACAGAGUGAGAUGGAACAUGAACAAAGGUAGUGAAAAAUGGCUGUGCUUUGGAGGAGCUAGUGGACUUGUACGAUGCCAGGAGAUUGUUUACUCUCAUAUUGAUAAGAAAUUGGCCUUGAAGAGAUGACAGUUUCUUAUCCAUUAAAUCACUAGGGAAAAAAUAGUCAAUAUGUAACAUCUUUUAUUCAUUCAAAAGGACUUGGCUUUUUUUAGCAAGUCCACGUCCACCUGUGUAAAUUUAAUUUGUAAAGCACCUAAUGUAAAUUCCACUAUUUAAUUUUUAUUAGGCUUCAUAGGUUAA